Cynoglossus semilaevis (tongue sole) is the source of this 2354-nucleotide messenger RNA. RefSeq names its product transmembrane protein 150A. Bases 109 to 981 code for a protein of 290 amino acids. Gene Ontology annotation, biological process: protein localization to plasma membrane. The transcript is spliced from 7 exons. The record is from RefSeq and is a predicted model, not a curated record. Gene Ontology annotation, cellular component: plasma membrane. Lineage: Eukaryota; Metazoa; Chordata; Actinopteri; Pleuronectiformes; Cynoglossidae.
CCCCAACCCCGCCCCGCCCCGCCCUGUCGUGUUGUGUUGCCCCCGCAGUCCUGAGUCUCUCCACCUCUCACCCCAUGCUUGGAACACAGUGGUCUCUCUGCCAGCCCAAUGACUGCCUGGAUCGUCCUGCCUGUCAGCCUGUCUGCCUUCUCCAUCACAGGGAUAUGGAUCGUGUAUUACAUGGCUGUGAUGAAUCACCACGUCUGUCCGGUGGAGAACUGGUCCUAUAAUGUGACGUGCACCGAGGAGCUGCCGCGACCAGGGUUCCCUAAGACCUGCUGCACCAUCCAGGACAUCCCCCUCAUCAGUAAAUGUGGCUCCUUCCCUCCUGAGAGUUGCCUGUUCAGUCUGAUCGGCAACGUUGGAGCCUUCAUGGUGGUGAUGGUGUGUCUCCUCCGCUACGCUCAGGUGAUCGAGCACAGCCACAGAUGUUGGGUCAACACCAGCGCUCUGGUGUCAGGCUGCACCAACGCCCUGGGUCUCGUCAUGGUGGGAAACUUCCAGGUGGAUCACGCCAAAUCUCUGCACUACGUCGGCGCCGGUGUGGCGUUUCCAGCCGGGCUGCUGUUCGUGUGUCUGCAGUGUGUGCUCACGUACCGCGUGGCUGUUACCGCCCUCGACCACUGGAUGGCACAUUUCAGAGUGGCCCUCUCCCUGGGGGCCAUGGUCUCUCUGGUGCUCAGUGGCAUCUUUUUCAUCCACGAGAGCUUCGUCCUGCAGCACACCGCGGCCAUCUGUGAGUGGGUCUUCACCGUGGAUAUUCUGGUCUUUUACGGCACCUUCACCUACGAGUUUGGAACCGUCACCAGCGAGACCCUGAUGGUAGGCCUGCAGCGGAGUCACCACACCACCGGGGGCAUCAUGGGCCCCGGGGCCCGAGGCUCCACUCUGAGCGGGGCCACCAAGGGCCUUAAGUCCCCCGGGGGGAGCAGCACGUCCACCCACCUUAACUGUACACCGGAGAUCAUAGCCAUGUUGUAGCUCUGCCAGAGAUGAGCAUCUGUGCGGAGGUGCAUGCUGGGAAGUGGAGUGGACAGAGGAGGGGACAGUAAGUGUCCGAUCGUUGACCCGUUUGUUAUAAAAGUCACUGCCCGUUGUUUUUCCUCUUCACUGGUGACGGUUGGUCUGGUGGUGCUGUCGUCGCUCUGCGCUUCUCCCGGGUGAACACCAGGUGUCACUGUUUUGAUGAAGGAGAUGUAACUGAAAUAGUUUUUGCCCCUGGACUUCUUCUCCUUCUCCAAACACACUCCUCUUCUGGCCUUUUUUUUAUUUUAGUUGCAGCGAUGACGAAAUGCCGAUGUUGACGAUGUAUUUUAGUGGAAUUCACGUUGAAGUGUCGCAGUCUGAGCCUCGAUAUUAUUAUUAUUGGUGUGUGUGUGUUUGGGGCCCAUGACCACGACUUGAACCUGCUGCCUGAGUCAUGUUUAAUUAUGACCUUUUGACCUUUCUGCCAUUGAUGAUCACGCACACACACAUACUCGUCGUUCAUCCAGACGGAUCCUGUGAAAUCCUUACGUUUCUAUUACGCGAACGUAGUGUCGCCGUUCACUGAUGCUAACGCUAACAAACUUCUUUUUUGUUGCCAAUUUUUUGCGCCAACCAUAGACUGAUAAAUGCACAAGGACAAGAUGAAGUUGACUGAAGAGCUUCUCUGGUUUUUCGGAGGAACUCGAGCUAAAACACGUCGCUAGAGCCAUAGCCGCUGCCGUGUGUGUUUACCUGGGUUAUAUUUGUACACAAGUAUACGUGUCCAACACAUACAGCUAUCAAAAUGUUAAUUAAGCGCCACCUACAGGUCAGGGAGGGUAACCACAUGGUAAAUUCUGACAAGUACUUCAGUCCACUGGUUCACUCUGGUACCUGGUACACAAUGAAGUCUAUGGUUCCAUCUACAUGGUACCAUCAACCCGACUCUGAUAGUGAUGGAACUGUUUUAUAUUGUCGCGAUUUUAGCUAACAUUAUCCGAUUCACUACAAAAUGAAGAUUUUUUUUUUUUUUUUUUUAAAUCGAUACCUCAGCUCUCAGGAGAGGGACUGGACCUCAGUCGUGUUAGUCCACGUUGACGGUCCGGACUACUGAAGUCUGCUUUAACUGACGGUAGGGCACACUGGACACAGGCAGACCAAAAAGACAAUCCAGCUGAAGACAUUUACGACACGUGGACACCUAGCUGUGCAAUAAUAUCGUUUGUAGUCCCGCCCUACUGUCUGUCUCACGUCAACACGCGAGGAGCCCGAACCAGAUCGUUGCCAAAACUGUCGGACGGCUGCGGCUCAGACUGAAGCCAAAGUCCGCUGACACCAUUCUGGGUCUGGUCUAGAGCAGAGGUCUCGCAACGGUUCUGGUGCCGUGG